UGUGAGGAUGAUGAACGCUCUGCUCUGCAUGCUGGUCUUUUUCUUGCUCUGGUCUUUCAUCUCUGCACAGGAUGAUGUUUCCAUUAAACCCACUGUGACUCUGCAACACAACUGGUCUCCAAUAUUCAGAGGAGAGACAGUCACUCUGAGAUGUGAGAUCCAUGGAAGUGGAGGAACUGAAUGGACGUAUGAAUGGAUAACAACCAACAGAACCUCUCUGACAUCCAAUGAAUCCAGGACUAUAAGAGCAGACAGUGACUCCUACAGCUGCAGAGGAAAAACAAACUAUGAGCAAACUCAAUGGAGUGAUUCUUUUUUAUUAACUGUUGAAGAAAAACCAACAGCCAAACUAAUAGCAGAGGAAACAGUCAUACCAGCAGGGGGCAGUAUAACACUGACCUGCUCUGUGCCCAGCUCUGCUGGAUGGCAGUUUGACUGGUUCAGACAGGAGUCAUUGUAUCAUGCAGCUGAGUCCAUCAGAAACAAUGACCCUGAUGGAUUCCUCAGCAUCUCAGAGGAAGAUCCUCAUCCAGCAGCGUCUCUCUCAGUGAGUCCUGACAGAGUUCAACACUUCAACUCUGACUCUGUGUCUCUGAGCUGUGAGGGAAACUCUACUGAAUGGAGAGUGAAGUGGAUUACAGAAAUAGGUUUACUGUUUGACUGCUUCUACAUCGGGAACAUGAACAGAUCUACAUGUAGCAUCAAUAUGGACUGGUAUCAUAGUGGAGUGUACUGGUGUGAGUCUGGAUCAGGACACUUCAGCAACAGCGUCAACAUCACUGUUCAGGGUAGGACGGUCUAA
Cyprinodon variegatus (sheepshead minnow) is the source of this 802-nucleotide messenger RNA. RefSeq lists its product as uncharacterized. Gene Ontology annotation, molecular function: transmembrane signaling receptor activity. Gene Ontology annotation, biological process: cell surface receptor signaling pathway. The transcript is spliced from 6 exons. NCBI's taxonomy places the organism in Eukaryota, Metazoa, Chordata, Actinopteri, Cyprinodontiformes, Cyprinodontidae. Bases 8 to 802 code for a protein of 264 amino acids. The record is from RefSeq and is a predicted model, not a curated record.